AUGAUAGCAAAUACGCCCGAUGGAUUUAUAGAUUUUAUACAUUGCUUAUCACUGAGCAAAUAUCGUUCAGAGGUGAUGAAUAUGUUUCGUCUCCGAUAUUUAAAACAGUUCUCAUUGAUAUUCACAUUAGUCAUCGGCACUUUGAAGGCUCAAGAUACUGAUCCACCCAAGCCCAAGUUUCCAGAUGUAUUUCAAGUCGAAGUUCAGGGAAUACUUAGAGACGAAAAAGUGGAAGUGGAUGGUUCCUUAUAUUACGAUAGGCUUACUAACAGAGCAGCUUUGCACUAUAAACAUCAAAAUGAAUUUUCAAUAAGCAUCUAUAAUUUCAAUGAUAACCAGUUGAUGUUUAUUAAAGAUUUCACUUGUAAUGUUAAAGAAAUACCGGCAACUGGGAGCCUCUUUCCCUACUCUACAGAUGGACAAAAUAAAACCCUUAACCCAGCGGAAGAAUUCUUUUACUUUACUACUUCGGUGUUUGACCGAGAAGAAGAAUCUUUGUUUCCAUCUUAUGUAUUUAAGGACACUAUUAAUGAUACUCGAUAUGGACUUCUUAACUGCAAUGUUUUUCACAUUUUUUCCAAGCCAGAGUUUGAAUUACCGGACUGCGACAGUCACACGUGUAAGCCGACUAUGAUUUCCCUUUCGUUGAAGUGUCCACCACUGGACCCGGACGAGGAAGAAAUGCACCAUUCUUACAACUUCUUCAGAUUCAGGUCAACUAUCAUCGAUGAAAACGUGUUUCAGCCACCGGUUGGUCUCCAUUGCAAUACAAUCUCUCGCAAACCAUUCCCGGAUUUUCCUUCCUAUUACAGCUUCUCCUACAAUCUCAUCAAAGAGCAAAAAGAGCCAGGGAAUGAAGGAGGAGGCGUCUACACAACUUAUAAAAAAGUUUGGCAUGAUACAAAAUUGAAAUUAAUUCGAGUUGACGGGUUUGAUAGCCAAGGACUUUUACAAGAUACUAGAAUACUCGAUUUUUAUGGAAAGGUUUCAUACACUGUUAUUGCUAGAAUACCAAUAUGCCAAGCAGACGUUCUAGAUGAAGAUAUUCCCUUUUAUGAUAUCACUUUGCUACCAAAGAUAUUUUUCUCUAAGAAACCAGAAGACAGGAAAGAUGUCGUAUACAUUGGAAAAAGAAGCGUUCAUGGAAUGGAUUUUGAUGUUUGGACACAAUCCUAUGAAGUUAGAGAUGCUCAAUCCACAGUUGUUCUAGAAUUCUACUUCACAGAUAAUGCUCCACAGGCUGAUGAUGAACAUGACAGUAAUUAUUUUCAAAUAUCACACGUUGACGCGUAUGCAUACCAAAGGGAUGAUACUACGGAAAUUUCUGAGUUGGUUGGACUGACGUAUACGUCAAUAAGCAAUUUCCGGUCAAAACAAAAAGAAUGGGAAGCCUUUGAUGUGUCCUCAUGCUAUGAUGCUGACAAGAAGAAAGGUUUUCGUUUGAAAGUAGAUGGUCCACCGAUGGUUAAAAAUAGUUACGAAUAUGAAGAAGUCUUGGAAAAAUUCUACGGAAAAAUAAUGGAUGAAACAGAUGCCUCAGUUAUUAGGAUUAAUCAGCUUAAAGGAAAGUUUGACGGAAUUUACCUCACGGAGUUUACUGGUUGGAUACUGGAAAAAAUAGAAAUUGAUGGGACCAAAGUAAAUAAAAAUGAACCUGGCAUGGAAGAAAUGUUCAAAAUAAUAGAAAAAGCUGCAGCUGCUGGAAAGUUUACCAUUGUUAUUGUAAAAGAUAAUCAGGAAAAAACAUACCAAAUUACAUCUAUGACAAACAUAAUCCCUGAGGUCGAUCCGCCAAAGCCAACGUUUCCAGACAUAUUUCAAGUGGAAGUUCAAGGAAUAUUCCACACUGAGAAACGAGAAAUGGAUGGUUCCGUAUUCUACGAUCGACUCAAUAAUAGAGCUGUGAUGUCAUAUACUUACCAAAAUGAAACAACAAUCAGCAUAUUCAAAUUCAAUGAAAACAAAUUACUGUAUAUUGAAGAUAUUGAUUGUACUGUAUCUGAGAUAGAUGAAAAUUCGCCAACUUUCUUUCCCUUCAGCAUUGAUGAAGUCACUAAAAAGAAAAUCAUAUCCACACCUGACGAGAUUUUUUUCUUCACCAAAUCAAAAUUUGACAGGCAGGACUUUACUAUGUUUCCAUCAUAUAUUUUUACAGCAGUUCUUAAUAUAACUAUGUAUGAUUUAUAUAACUGUGACGUUCAGCAUGUAUUCUCAAAGCCAGAAGUUGAAUUACCAGACUGUGACAGCCAUACUUGCAAACCUACUCUGGCAUCUGUCUCUGUAAAAUGUCCACCUCCUGACAGAGAACGAAACGAAGUGUUCCACACUUAUAACUUCUAUCGAUUCAGAUCUUACAUCAAAGACGACAGCGUGUUUCAGCCACCUGUUGGUGUUCACUGCGACGUUCCAAGUGACAAAGCCUUUCCAGACUUUCCUGAAUAUUACAGCUUUUCUUACGACUCGGUUGAAGAACAAAUGAACUCUGGAACGGAAUCUACCAUUCGAUCUAAGUACUUAAGAAUUUGGCAUGAUACCAAAUUAAAAUUAGUUCGAUUGGACGAGUUUGAUGACGAAGGUUUCAUAGAAGGAACUAGAAUAUUUGAUUUUUAUGGCAGAGUAUCUUAUACUAUUACUGCCAUAUCGCCCAUGUGCAAAGCAGUAUUUCUUAAAAGAAACACUCCUUUAGAGGAGAUUACUCCAUUGCCAAAAAUCUUCUUUGCAAGAACACCUGAAGAGAAGAGUGCUUCGUAUGUAGGAAAACACAUUCCGGAAGGUCAGAAAGCUGAAAAGAAAUAUUUAAGGAUCUCACAUGUUGAUAAAUACACGUAUCAAACAAAUAGUGAAACUGGAAAAGACGAGCUUUCCGCUACUGAAUAUUUAUCAUUCAGCAAUUUCAGAACCGGACCGAAAGAAUGGGAGGCAUUCGAUGUAGCUUCUUGCUUCAAUGCCGAUCAAAAGAAGGGAUUCCGUUUGAAAGUGAAAGAAUCCAUUGCACUUAACAAAGAACAUGACAUGUAUAAGACUUACGAAUUGAUUGAAAAAGCUGCUGCUGAAGGAAAACUCACAAUCGAAAUUAAUAAAGAUGAAAUUUACAAAGUGACAGAUAUUACAGAUAUAGUUGGACGUACAUUGGCUGCUAUUGCUAUUGUGACAUUGCUAAUGGGUGUCGUUUUUGGAAUCUUGGGAUAUUAUGCAUACUUAAGAAACAUCAAAGGGCCACAAGAUGCACCCGGAAUUAUAUUACAGACUGUAAAAUAA
Molecule: messenger RNA, 3258 nt
Organism: Parasteatoda tepidariorum (common house spider)
Lineage: Eukaryota; Metazoa; Arthropoda; Arachnida; Araneae; Theridiidae
Source: RefSeq, a predicted model, not a curated record